Messenger RNA from Sclerotinia borealis F-4128, 1377 nucleotides. Lineage: Eukaryota; Fungi; Ascomycota; Leotiomycetes; Helotiales; Sclerotiniaceae. The record is from the annotation of a GenBank genome assembly.
AUGUCUUCAAUUUUUAUCGCACUUGCAAAAGGUCUCAAGGGAAAAGUCUUUGAACCUGACAGUGAUGUUUAUGACGCUUCUUUGAAGUCUUAUUUUACUCUUCAGGAAUCACAGCUAAAACCAUCCUUCAUCAUUACCCCUACAUCUGCUCAAGAUGUCCCCCAGGUUCUAAAAUCUUUGAGAGCCAUAAACUCCGAGACCGGUAUUGCUACUAAAGUGGCGGUUAGAGGAGGCGGCCACAGCCCGUUUGCAGGUAGCUCGAAUAUUGACAAUGGCAUCACAAUUGACCUACGAAAUAUUGAUGCCGUUGAAGUGAACGAGAGUAAGGAUAUUGUCUCAGUUGGAGGGGGGGCUAUGUGGGGUCAAGUAUAUGAUAAGCUCGAUGCAAUGGGGCUUUCUGUGGUUGGGGGCCAUGUUUAUGAUGUAGGAGUUGGAGGAUUCACUCUGGGAGGAGGGUUCUCUUCUUUUUCGCCAAGGUAUGGCAUGUGCUGCGAUAUGGUUGAUAAUUUCGAGGUGGUUCUUGCAGAUGGUCAAAUCAUCAAUGCCAAUGCCAAUGCAAAUUCGGACCUCUGGACUGCACUCAAAGGAGGAAGCAACAACUUUGGAGUCGUGACCCGUAUGCAAAAUGAUUGGGACCCAUAUGCUUCGAUGAAGCUGAGCAUAACGUUUUCACCUCAAACGAAGUUCACCAUUGCAUCAAACUUCGAAUACACCAAAGAAGACAGCGCACCCGCUGUAUUCAAACCUUUCAUGGAUAUCAUGCCCCAAUACAGAAAUACAAUGAAGAUCUCGACCCUCGGCGAAACUGCCAGAGACAUCCAGAAAAUGCAAGCCAAUGGAGUUCGUCAGAUCUUUGCUACUACAUCCUUUCAAUUUUCUGUUGCUCAUUUGCAGAACGUGUUUGCUCUCUUCAAGAGUGCGGUUGCGUCUGUGGAAUAUGUCAAAGGUAUGCGUUGGACCUUGACAUACUGGCGUCUCCAUGGCUCAAUUACCGCGAAAUCAGCGGCAUCUGGAGGCAACUCAACAGGUCUUGAUACUUCGCAGGGCUCUCUUGUUCUAUGCAUAUUGACCUACUCGUGGGAAGAUAUAUCUGACGAUGCACGCAUGAAUGGAACAGCUAAAAGAUUUAUCGAGGAAGUUGACGAGUCCAGUAAGAGUGCGGGGUUGUUCGAUCGCUAUAAGUAUGUUAAUUAUUCGGCGGGCUAUCAAGAUCCAAUCAGUGGAUAUGGUGAUGAGAUGAAGAGCAGCCUGCAAGCAGUGAGCAAGAAGUAUGAUCCCGAGGGGUUUUUCCAGACCGGUGUUCCAGGCGGCUUCAAGAUAUCACGUCAUGGCAGUGCUUUCAUGGACAAUGCUAAUGCUCUUUUCAACCGUGGCUAA